Molecule: messenger RNA, 2228 nt
Organism: Cyclopterus lumpus (lumpfish)
Lineage: Eukaryota; Metazoa; Chordata; Actinopteri; Perciformes; Cyclopteridae
Gene: ephx4
Product: epoxide hydrolase 4
Exons: 7
Coding region: 439-1548 (369 amino acids)
Molecular function (GO): hydrolase activity
Source: RefSeq, a predicted model, not a curated record
AGAACGGGUCGGUGAACACGGUUGAAAACCCCGAGAAAUACGUCAUCGACUAACGGGGGAACGACGAGCACGUGCACGCUUGUCUUUUGUUGCCAUAACAGUACCGUGAAGCCCCCGGUGCUUCGCAGGGAUUACGUUUCUUCGUCGCCCGUUUUCAGACUUCGCCUCGUAGCGUCAACAACGCCGUCUCCCGUUAAACGACCGCCGCGCCCGCGCCGCGCCGCGCCGCGCUCUCAACACGCAGGCGUGAAAUCUGACGCGAUGGCUCUCGCAGCCGUCCCAACCGUGUUGGUGGGGAUCCUCCCUUCAGCCAGUGCGUGUGUGCGCUGUAAGGGGCUGCGUUUUUAGAAACACCGAGGGCGAGCGAUUAACAAGCCGGGUUGAUUUUUGUUCUGCUCUUUUUUUUCUUUUCUUGUUUUACUCCGCGGCAAUGUAAAGAUGGCGAGAGUGCUCCACAACUUGCUGUUAUUUCUGAUCCGACUUGCGCUGAAGAUCCGAGUGUUGGGCUACUGGUCCCUGAUCUACGGCUACUGCGCGCUCUGCACCACCGCGGCCCUGCUGAAACUUUGCUGGAGCAUCGUCUUGAGGCCGACGGCCACCUUCCAGUGGGCGAUCCGUGAAACUCCCCCGGCUUGUCUGAGUGACACGUCCUUGGGAACCCACUGUUAUGUUCGGAUCAAGGAGUCUGGCCUCAGGUUCCAUUAUGUUGCUGCUGGAGAGAGAGGAAAGCCACUCAUGCUGUUCUUGCACGGCUUCCCAGAGUUCUGGUUCUCCUGGCGCUACCAGCUGCGCGAGUUCAAGAGUGAGUUCCGCGUGGUGGCCGUCGACAUGCGCGGCUACGGGGAGUCCGACCUGCCGCUCUCCGCCGAGAGUUAUCGCGUCGACAACCUGGUCACCGACAUCAAGGACAUUGUGGAGUACUUAGGGUACAACAGAUGUUGCCUGGUUGGCCACGACUGGGGUGGGACCAUAGCGUGGCUGUUCGCCAUUCACUACCCAGAGAUGGUGACGAAACUCAUCGUCCUGAACAGCCCCCAUCCUUCUGUGUUCACAGAUUACGCUCUGCGUCACCCGAGCCAGCUGCUGAAAUCCAGCCACUUCUUCUUCUUCCAGCUGCCCCGCUUCCCGGAGCUCAUGCUCUCCAUCAACGAUUUCAAGGCUCUGAAAGCCCUGUUCACCAGCCGCAACACAGGGAUCGGAAGGAAAGGCCGGUGGCUCACGGCAGAGGACUUGGAGGCCUACCUGUAUGCACUCUCACAGCCGGGAGCUCUGACCGGAGCCCUUAACUAUUACAGGAACGUCUUCAGCUCCCUCCCCUUGAGCCAGAAUCAUGUCCGGUCUCCCGUGCUGCUGCUGUGGGGCGAGCAGGACGCCUUCUUGGAGCAGGAAAUGGCCGAGGCAUGCCGUCUGUACAUCCGGAAUCACUUCCGUCUCAACAUCAUUUCUGGGGCCAGCCACUGGCUGCAGCAGGACCAGCCCGACAUCGUGAACACCCUCAUAUGGACCUUCCUCAAGGAGGGAGAGGGACGCAAAAGCCACAGGAACUAAAUCCACAUCGAGGCCUCCUCCAGCCUCUUUCUCCCCCUUUCCCUGCACCCCCACCACGCUUGCCACACCCGGAAGCCUGGAAUAUGCCAGCGACAUAGUGAAAAUGCAAUCGCUCUUAAAAUCGUUCACAAUUCAAAUAUCCCUUUCGUCAAUAAAGGAAAGAAUCAAAGCACACUUCACUGGAGAGGACACAUGAGCAUCAUGGGUGACACAUAUUCAAGAUGUUUUUUUGCACAUGACGCCCGCCUUAAAGUUCGUCGGUUACAGCAUCUCAAAAUGUGUGGCAAACAAAUCUCCUUGUGUCUUGUAUUGUGUGGUGCCUUUUUGAACUUUUUGCGUUGUGAAGAUGUCCGGAGAGACUGCUGUACUUGUGCGUUUCACUGGGUCGCUCCACUCUCCUUAGGGCCCAGUCCUUUGAGAAGCCGUGACUCUCCCUGUCCCUUAUCAGGUUGUGUUGUCUGAAGGAGUUUUUUAUUUAUUUAUUUAUUUUUUGUAUUAUUUUUUUGCUCAGAGAUACUCAAAUGCAGAAUGUCGUUAUCUUGAUCUUCUGGUAUAGAAAUGUGGUUGACUAUUGUACUCUUUUUUUUGUAUCUAUUCCUACACACUGCAUUUUGAAAUUCACUGAGCCAAGUCUACACAAUUUGAUUUUUUAUGAAUAAACUAAGUGUCAAUCUGUCGGG